Trametes versicolor FP-101664 SS1 is the source of this 1731-nucleotide messenger RNA. RefSeq lists its product as uncharacterized. Gene Ontology annotation, cellular component: cytoplasm; ubiquitin ligase complex. The transcript has 9 exons. Bases 1 to 1731 code for a protein of 576 amino acids. The record is from RefSeq and is a predicted model, not a curated record. Gene Ontology annotation, biological process: ubiquitin-dependent protein catabolic process; positive regulation of proteasomal ubiquitin-dependent protein catabolic process; protein polyubiquitination. Gene Ontology annotation, molecular function: ubiquitin conjugating enzyme binding; ubiquitin protein ligase activity. Lineage: Eukaryota; Fungi; Basidiomycota; Agaricomycetes; Polyporales; Polyporaceae.
AUGUCCACCACCAUGUUCCCCGUUCCGCUCCUCAGACCCUUCCACUCCCCCAACUCCUUCCACGCGCCAUUCCCCACUGCCACCCCAUUCAAUAGCCAUUCCAACGACAGUAGCGAUGUGGGUAGUAGCACCGCGCAUCUCGCGGUGGAAGACAUCUACAAGGCGCCAGUCUUCAAGCAGUCUUUGACACAGCUCACGUCGCAUUUUGGACAGUCGAACUACGCCUUUUUCAAGAAGAUCAUAUCCGAUAUCGCCGACGUCACCAAGGAGCGCCGUGUCUCCGCCUGCGUAAUCAUCACCCGCCCGCCCGAGAUCAUCGCCUGCUUCAGCAUCGCAGACGUCCCCGCCGGAACCGAGCUCUUCGUCAUCUUCGACUCCCACCCGCGCCCGGAGAAGCACCCCCACGGCGCCGCGUUCAUCUUCUACAACUCCGUGCGCGCGGCCGCACGCUACCUCGCAGGGCUCCUCCACUUCGACGAGGACAUCUUGCGGGAUGUGGACGUACAGUGGCAAGCACAGCUCCUCGGCCACUGCUCUGGAGACGUCUUCGUCGCCGCCGAGGCGCCCCCGAACGGCGCCAAAUGGGCCGAGACUGCACUCGAGGCGAGCCUGCAGGUGCUCAGCUUGGAGGCACAGGUGCGCGAGCUCCAGGAGAAGGCGCAGUCACUCGAGGACGACAAGAAGCGGAUCCGGCUGGAGCUCGUCGGGGUCGAGCACGACCUCAUCCAGAUGGACGACUUGCUGCGGAAGGAACAGGAGAAGAACGAGCGUCUCAGGCGGAAUGCCAGCGCGGCGAGAGACUAUGGGAAGGCGAAGGAUGCGUCUGAGACGCGACUGAACGGCAAUUCCCAAGGCGAGGGCAGCACGCAUCGCAACGGCAAGUCUGAAAGGCGUCGCGAGACGCGGCGCGACCAGAUGAGGCGCGAAGACGAGGCUAAGCGUUCGACUGCCGAAUCCACCAAACUCCCCGAGCCUACCGAACCCGCCAAACCCGUCCCCGACAUCGAUCCUGUCGCGGUACAGCUGCAGAUUCAGUUCGACGAGGAGAACCGCAAGCUCGAGCAGCAGAUGCGCGACCUCCAGGCUAUCCAGCCCGAGUUCUUCGACUGUGGUGUUUGCUUCGAGAAGUUCCAGGAGGACCAUAUCGCGCGUGUGGAACCGUGCGGCCACACGUACUGCCGAGACUGUCUUAAGGGGCACGCGGUCUCAAAGAUCGACGAGCACCGGUACCCGGUCCUGUGCCCCUUGUGCACUGCGGACAGGACGCGCACCGACCCGCCUGGCGGUACGUGUGCUCGCGAACAGUACGCGAUCUUCGAGGAGAUGCAGAUGAACAAGUUCUCCAUCAUGAUCCACUGCCGCAAGUGCCAGCAGACGCUGUUCGUGGACAAGGCCGAGUACCAGGAGACCAAAAUUAUCCGUUGCCCGCUGAACGACUGCGGGUACUUGUGGUGCAGGCUGUGCUCGCAGGAGGUCGACCCCUUGAUGCCGGAGCACACCUGCGACGGCAGCAACGAGCUCGAUCACCUCAUGAAGGAGAAGGGGUGGAAGUAUUGCCCUCUCUGCCAGACCCCCGCCGAGAAGAUCUCCGGGUGCAACCACAUUGCUUGCGGGGCACCGGGCUGCAACUCGCACUUCUGCUACCAUUGCGGAGCGCUCAUCGUGCAGUCCGCCUUGCCCGCUGAGAUCAACGCGGCAAAAACCGCGCACUACACUCAGUGCACGAUUUAG